Messenger RNA from Chelmon rostratus (copperband butterflyfish), 4835 nucleotides. It is a transcript of the gene aclyb, whose product is annotated as ATP citrate lyase b. The record is from RefSeq and is a predicted model, not a curated record. Gene Ontology annotation, molecular function: ATP citrate synthase activity. The coding region runs from base 160 to 3468 and encodes 1102 amino acids. NCBI's taxonomy places the organism in Eukaryota, Metazoa, Chordata, Actinopteri, Chaetodontiformes, Chaetodontidae. The transcript is spliced from 29 exons. Gene Ontology annotation, biological process: fatty acid biosynthetic process; citrate metabolic process; acetyl-CoA biosynthetic process. Gene Ontology annotation, cellular component: cytosol.
GGUGCGAUAGAACUGGAGUGAGGUGGCAACUGGCAGGGGCAGACUCUGCAACAAGGAGAAGUGACUCUUUAGCUGUGUCAGUUUUGGCCAGGACCCAAUUCCUGUGCUUCAGGAAGGUGCUACUGCCAUUGACAAGGUCCUGUGAUAUCUGGCGUUGCCAUGUCGGCGAAAGCCAUCUCAGAGCAGACAGGAAAAGAGUUCUUGUAUAAGUUCAUCUGCACCUCAGCGGCCGUGCAAAACCGCUUCCGCUAUGCCAGUGUCACCGCUGAGACUGACUGGGACCGUCUCACACAGGAGCAUCCAUGGCUGCUAACGGAGCGGCUGGUGGUCAAGCCAGAUCAACUAAUCAAGCGACGCGGGAAGCUCGGCCUGGUGGGCAUUAACCUGGACCUGCAGGGUGUCCAAGAAUGGCUCAAAGCCCGCCUCAUGAGAGAGACCACUGUGGGGAAGGCAAAGGGUGUGCUGAAGAACUUCCUCAUUGAGCCUUUUGUUCCUCACACACAGGAGGAGGAGUUUUAUGUGUGUAUCUAUGCCACACGUGAGGGCGACCAUGUACUUUUCCACCAUGAGGGAGGAGUGGAGGUGGGUGACGUGGACGCCAAGGCCCAGAGGCUGAUGGUUGCAGUGGAUGAAAAGCUGAGUGAGGACCAAGUCACAGAGCAGCUCCUCACGCAUGUUCCUGAUGACAAGAAAGAAGUCCUGGCCAGUUUUAUAGUGGGCCUCUUCAACUUGUAUGAGGACCUCUACUUCACCUACCUUGAGAUCAACCCUCUGGUCAUCACCCAAGACGGGGUGUACGUCCUCGACAUGGCAGCCAAGAUUGAUGCCACAGCAGAUUACAUCUGUAAGGCUAAAUGGGGUGAUGUGGACUUUCCACCACCCUUUGGCAGAGAAGCAUACCCAGAGGAAGCAUACAUAGCUGAUCUGGAUGCAAAGAGUGGUGCCAGUUUGAAGCUGACCCUGCUGAACCCUCGUGGCAGGAUCUGGACCAUGGUGGCUGGAGGAGGGGCUUCAGUAGUCUACAGUGACACCAUCUGUGACCUGGGUGGGGUGGAUGAGCUGGCCAACUAUGGCGAGUACUCUGGUGCACCAAGUGAACAGCAAACCUACGACUAUGCUAAAACCAUCCUCUCUCUCAUGACACGGGAGAAACAUCCUCAAGGGAAAGUGCUGAUUAUCGGAGGAAGUAUCGCCAAUUUCACAAAUGUAGCAGCCACAUUCAAGGGCAUUGUCAGGGCCAUCAAAGACUACCAAGGUCCUCUGAAGGAGCACGAGGUCACCAUCUUUGUUCGACGUGGUGGGCCCAACUACCAGGAGGGGCUGAGGGUGAUGGGGGAAGUAGGGAAGACCACAGGUAUUCCUAUCCAUGUGUUUGGCACUGAGACCCACAUGACAGCCAUUGUUGGAAUGGCUCUGGGCCACCGGCCAAUCCCUAACCAGCCCCCGAUGGACGCACAUACCGCCAACUUCCUUCUCAAUGCGAGCAACAGUGCAAUGACUCCGGCUACAACAAGGACUGCUUCAUUCUCUGAACCGAGGACUUCUAAUGAUGUCACCCCGGCCAAAAAGUCUAAAGCGGGUCUUCCAGCAGAAGCGAAAGCCUCAUCAGGCUGCAGCGGAGCCAAAGCCACCACGCUCUUCAGAAAACAAACAAAGGCCAUAGUCUGGGGCAUGCAGACACGUGCCGUGCAAGGCAUGCUGGACUUUGACUACGUAUGCUCCCGGGACGAACCCUCAGUGGCAGCUAUGGUCUACCCCUUCACUGGAGAUCACAAGCAGAAAUUCUACUGGGGCCACAAGGAAAUCCUGCUGCCGGUCUAUAAGAACAUGGCCGACGCCAUGAAGAAGCACCCCGAGGUGGACGUCCUGAUCAGCUUUGCUUCACUGCGCUCAGCAUUCGACAGCACGAUGGAGGUCAUGCAGUACCCACAGAUCCACACUAUCGCCAUCAUAGCUGAGGGCAUCCCUGAGGCUCAGACAAGGAGGAUGAUCAAGAUGGCUGAUGAGAAAGGCGUCACUAUCAUCGGCCCCGCUACAGUUGGAGGCAUCAAGCCCGGCUGUUUUAAGAUUGGAAACACAGGUGGCAUGCUGGACAACAUCCUGGCUUCAAAACUUUACCGUCCUGGCAGCGUGGCAUACGUGUCGCGCUCCGGGGGCAUGUCCAACGAGUUGAACAACAUCAUCUCCCGCACCACAGACGGCGUCUAUGAAGGUGUGGCCAUCGGAGGAGACAGAUACCCAGGCUCCACCUUCAUGGACCACGUCCUUCGUUACCAGGACACUCCAGGGAUCAAGAUGAUAGUGGUGCUGGGAGAGAUUGGAGGCACAGAGGAGUACAAGAUCUGCCAAGGCAUCACAGAAGGCAGGAUAACCAAACCCGUGGUGUGCUGGUGUAUCGGAACUUGUGCCACCAUGUUCGCUUCAGAGGUUCAGUUUGGCCACGCAGGGGCUUGUGCCAACCAGGCUUCAGAAACAGCAGUAGCUAAGAACCAGGCCCUGAGAGACGCUGGAGCUUAUGUACCAAAGAGCUUUGAUGAGCUAGGAAAUGUCAUCAAGACAGUUUAUGAUGAACUGGUGACCAAUGGUACCAUCGUUCCAGCCCAGGAGGUGCCCCCCCCAACAGUACCUAUGGAUUACUCUUGGGCCAGGGAGUUGGGCCUGAUCCGUAAGCCAGCCUCAUUCAUGACGAGCAUCUGUGACGAGCGAGGUCAGGAGCUAAUCUACGCUGGCAUGCCCAUCACUGAGGUCUUUAAAGAGGAGAUGGGUUUAGGAGGAGUGCUGGGCUUGCUUUGGUUCCAGCGCAGGUUGCCACGCUAUGCCUGCCAGUUCAUUGAGAUGUGCCUGAUGGUGACUGCUGAUCAUGGGCCUGCCGUCUCUGGUGCACACAACACCAUCGUCUGUGCUCGAGCUGGCAAGGACCUUAUCUCAAGCCUCACCUCUGGCCUGCUUACCAUCGGGGAUCGUUUUGGAGGUGCUCUGGACGCAGCUGCAAAGCAGUUCAGCAAGGCGUUCGACAGUGGCAUGCUGCCCAUGGAGUUUGUCAACAAGAUGAAGAAGGACGGCAAGCUGAUAAUGGGCAUCGGCCACAGGGUUAAAUCAAUCAACAACCCAGACAUGCGCGUGCAGAUUCUGAUGGACUUUGUUAAGCAGCAUUUCCCCUCCACCCAGCUACUCGACUAUGCCCUAGACGUAGAGAAGAUCACCACCUCCAAGAAACCCAACCUGAUCCUCAAUGUAGACGGUUUUAUUGGUGUUGCCUUUGUGGACCUGCUCAGGACAUGUGGUGGCUUCACACGAGAUGAGGCUGACGAGUUUGUGGAGAUUGGUGCACUAAAUGGGAUCUUUGUCCUUGGCCGUAGUAUGGGCUUUAUUGGACAUUACCUGGACCAGAAGAGGCUGAAACAGGGUCUGUACCGCCACCCCUGGGAUGACAUCUCCUAUGUUCUCCCUGAACAUAUGUCCAUGUAAUCCCCACAAUGGGACGCACUUCCAGAUGUGACUGUGCUAAUGGGUUAGGCAGCGUUACACAUCUCCCUUAACAUCUAUAUGUACUGUCCAGUUAUAACAACAGCUGCCUUGGAAAAAUUGGGUGGAUGAUCCUGGAAAGUGGGAGUACUGUCUGAGGGAUCUGGGUAGAAGCUUUCGAUCUAGUUUUUACAGCAAAAAGGGGAAGUAUAUUUUCAGAUUUUGUUUUCUGCAAAGUAUUUAGUCUGAGAUGUAAUUUAUUCAGUUUUAAACGAAGAGCCAAACCAAUGCACGCUGCAGCAGUUGCAGGAGCACAAAAUCAGUUGGUACUUCAAAAAAACAAACAAAAAAAAAGCAAAGAAACCUGUUUUGCAUAUUUGGUACGAGGGCAGAAUUCAAAGCACAUGUCAAUCCUGACUCCUGCAUUACAGAGUCUGAUUAGUUCAUCUGCAGUAAAAGCUGCUGAUGUGAAAUGUUUUCAAGCUCAGCAAUACAGAAACAUUUUUUUUCUUUUUUUUACAACAACUAACAAAAAAUAAUUGAUUUGUUUUAAUCAUCAUUUGCCUGUUGUAGGCAUGUAUGCUUUCUGGCUUUCUGAGUCCUGCACUUUAGUUUAAUCACUAGCGAAUCUAGAUCUAAUGUCUGUUUUGAAUUCCUUGUCCAAGUUUCACUCCCACUGAGAUCUCUCGUCACAAGAGAAACCAAAGUUAUUUUUAGGAGUCUGUUAAAAGUUUAAAAAAAGAGAGAGAGAAAAAAACAAGGUCCUGUGGUUGAUAUUACAGAGCUUAUCCAGAUCAUGUGUUUGGAAAACAAGUCAUCGUUAUAGGAUAAAGGAAUUAAACACAUGAUGAUUUACGUGUCACUCCACCAUUGCCUUUCCUAGAGCGAGCCUGUUUACAACCCAGGUCGUAAACCAGUGGUUGAAACUCAUCAGCUACUGUAAAGUUAGAUGCAGUUUUGAGGUGUUCAGGUCUUUCUCACGAAGUACAAAUUGACCUGCUCCUGUUGCUACUUUGAAUAACUGUUAGACAACAGGAAGGUGUAGAGGCACGAAAAGGAGACAGACAAAAUGCUUCAUGAAUGAGCCCUGUGAGUCCUUGAGAGCUUCUUCUGGUGAGGGACCAUGAAAGCAGUUUUCUUUACUUGGGGAAAAUUACGACACAUAAUAUGGGACGUCUACUCUGUCACUGAAUGCUCCAUCUUUCACUUAAGACUUGACACAAACUCGAGACGCAUUGUAAUGACCCACUGUACGACCUGCUGUGUUUGAUCUUUGUUUUUAUUUUUAUUUAACUGUGGAAAAAAUGCUUUGUUUUUGUAAUAUGCUGUCAUAUAGUAUAAUAAUAAAGAACUUCUUGUUUUACUUUUCA